GGGCUAGGGAAGUUUGAACUACUCAUGUUUGAGCCGAUCAUAUGCGAUACAUUGCUAUGGCUAGGUAGUGGACCACGUGCUAUUUUUUCACAAGCAGUGAAUGGUCACUGCUAUAUUGAUGGUAUAACACAGUAUCAGCAGUGGGCAGGUUGACUCGGCGGAGCGCUUCGGCAGUUGCAAUAAUAUCGGCAUGUAACGACAAUACUCAAACCAUGACCCAUACGCUUAUCAACAGCAUCACUCCCGAGGUCGCAGUCGCACAUCACGAUUCAUUCUCUUCUCAACACUCACGAGAUACGGACUACGACCGACAAUCCACGAUGCUUUGGGUUACUUUUCUCGCCCUGACUGCACUCACCCAGGCAUCUCCUUUUUCGGAUGCACCAGCAUGGCUCAGCAGCAAAUUGAGCAAGAGACAAGGUGGCACGACCAUGUUGAGAUUUGGAUGCGCGCAAGUCGUCAUUGACCGCCUGGAUCCCCUGGUCAACCCCGGCCAGGCCCCUUCUCCCCAUCAGCAUCAGAUCGUCGGAGGAAAUGGCUUCAACAUGACAAUGACUACUGGCGAUGUUUCCAAGACUGCUUCCUGCACGACAUGCGCCUUCUCCAAAGACCUCAGCAACUACUGGACAGCCAACAUGUACUUCAAGUCGCCAAAGAACGGCACGUAUAAGCGCGUGAGGCAACUAGGUGCCGCACGACAAUUCAAUGAUGACUUCAGCACCAAGAUUGACGGCGGUAUUCUUUUAUACUACGUCUCAGCUCAGCCGGGCAAGGUCAAAGCCUUUCCUCAAGGUUUCCGUAUGCUAGUGGGUGAUCCGACGAACCGUAAAGUCGAUCCCAAGAUGAAGAUGCAAAAUUGUUUCCGCUGCUACACUGGACCCAACUUUGGGGGAGACAAUGCCGCGCCAUGCGCAGAUAACAAACUCGACACUCAACAGAUGCCUACUGCCCCUUGCAAGGGUGGCAUUCGUUCGAACAUUAUUUUCCCCACCUGCUGGGAUGGUAAAAACCUCGACAGCCCAGACCACAAAUCACACGUUGCCUAUCCCACGUCCGGUCCUGCCAACUUUCUCAGCCUGGGUGGUUCUUGCCCCUCGACGCAUCCUGUUCGCAUCCCACAGCUCAUGUACGAAGUCGUAUGGGACACGACACCAUUCAACAGCGAGUGGAAGUCUGGCGACCCUAACCCGUUCUACCUCAGCUACGGCGACAACACAGGACUCGGCCAGCAUGCCGAUUAUGUGUUUGGAUGGCAAGACGACGAGCUGCAGAAGGGUAUGGAUGCUACUAACUGCAUGGGCGCCAAGUGCAAGGACUUGAAAAACCAGGUCAUUGACACUGCUAAGCAAUGUAAUGUCAAGCGGGUUGUCCAAGACGAUCUUGACAAAUGGCACGGGGAUAUUCCUCUGGUCUAG
This is a messenger RNA of Cucurbitaria berberidis CBS 394.84, 1415 nucleotides long. RefSeq lists its product as uncharacterized. The record is from RefSeq and is a predicted model, not a curated record. The coding region runs from base 213 to 1415 and encodes 400 amino acids. NCBI's taxonomy places the organism in Eukaryota, Fungi, Ascomycota, Dothideomycetes, Pleosporales, Cucurbitariaceae. The transcript has 6 exons.